Verticillium alfalfae VaMs.102 is the source of this 1761-nucleotide messenger RNA. Its product is annotated as tyrosyl-DNA phosphodiesterase domain-containing protein. The transcript has 9 exons. Gene Ontology annotation, molecular function: double-stranded DNA binding; single-stranded DNA binding; 3'-tyrosyl-DNA phosphodiesterase activity. The record is from RefSeq and is a predicted model, not a curated record. Gene Ontology annotation, cellular component: nucleus. Gene Ontology annotation, biological process: single strand break repair; double-strand break repair. The coding region runs from base 1 to 1761 and encodes 586 amino acids. Lineage: Eukaryota; Fungi; Ascomycota; Sordariomycetes; Glomerellales; Plectosphaerellaceae.
AUGGCGUCACCGUCGCCAAACCAGCAACCUGAAGAAACUCCCUACCAAGAUGUCAACGGCGAUUAUGACGAAGACGAGGCCCUCAAAGCUGCUAUCGCAUCAUCUCUAAAGCAGGAAGCAGAAAAGCCCAGAACCUCGGAGCAGAAGCCUACACCCAAAGGCACCAAGACUCUAGACCAGGUAGUCAAGGUCGUCGGUCCGGACUCCUGGUUGCUGGAUAGGAAGAAAAUGGAAGAGGCGCGCCUACAGCGGCUUCGCAAACGAACGGCUGAAGAUGCCUCGCUUGAUGGGCCGCAAGGCAAACGACUGAAAAUACCAGCAACACCAGGAUCGACUGAUCCAACUACAUUGAGGCAGGAUGCGUCAGCUUCGAUUUUAAUGGGUGUCACGACCUCGAAUAGAAAUCAAGUCACGCGCCAAGUACCGGAGCUACGCUUCCCGAGAGGAGUCGUCAAAAGGACGUGGGUGCAUGGUUUUCCGCGCACAAAUGACGACAUCAAGAUUGAAGAAGUCCUCGAGAAGGACAAGCUCGAGCUAGCUGUCGUGUCAUCUUUCCAAUGGGAUGAGCCCUGGUUACUUUCCAAAGUCGACACUGCCAGAACAAGAAUGGUAUUCAUUGCGUAUGCAAAGAACGGUGCCGAGCAAGAGACAUUGAGAGCCAGCGUACCGAGCAGCCGAAUCAAACUCUGCUUUCCUCCCAUGUACGGCAUUGGCUGUAUGCACUCAAAGUUGCAACUGUUGAAGUACCAAAAUCACUUGCGCAUUGUUGUGCCAUCUGGUAACCUGGUCCCUUACGACUGGGGAGAGACGGGAGUACUCGAGAACAUGGUUUUUCUUAUUGAUCUCCCACGAAUCGUUCAAGCGUCAGGUGAUGGAGAUGCAAUCCGAGGAAAUGAUGCCGCGGGAGUUUCCUUUGGCACCGAGCUGCGACGCUUCCUUCGGGCACAGGGACUGGACGAAAGUCUGGUCAAGAGCCUCGAUAACUUCGACUUCACUGAGACGGAGCGCUUCCGUUUCAUUCACACCAUUGCUGGAGGCCACACGGACCAACUAUCCGGGGAGACAGGAUACCAUGGUUUGAGCCGUGCCGUGCAUUCAUUGGGCUUGUCAACCGAUGAGCCUAUCACAGUUGACUAUGUGGCUCAACAAGAUCAAAACGAUGGAGGGAACCAGCCCAGCCGGCGGAACACCAAAACCGCACUCAAUGCGACAGAUAGCCAGAAGGCGCUCGGGGUUAAGAUGCGGAUAUACUUUCCCACGGAAGACACAGUCGCGAGAAGCCGAGGCGGCAAGGCUGCUGGCGGCACAAUCUGUUUCCAAGAGAAGUGGUGGGGCUCUGCAACGUUCCCACGAGAAAUGCUUCGAGAUUCGAUCAGUACAAGGCCUGGAGUUCUCAUGCACGACAAAAUCAUUUUUGUGCAGCCCAACAGUACAGGUGGCCAAGACGACCCAGGAGCGGGAUGGGCCUACGUCGGGAGUGCCAACUUGUCGGAAAGCGCGUGGGGUCGACUCACAAAAGAGCGGGGAUCCGGCAGGGCAAAACUCACGUGCCGAAACUGGGAAUGCGGCGUCCUCGUCCCCACUCGGACCACAGGCGAUCGUUCAAGCGGGGGGCUUAGCGGUGCAGGCGAGGCUGGGAAGAUGCUCGAGGCAUUUCGAGGAGCGGUGCCGGUACCCAUGGUAGCACCGUCAAGGGCCUAUGGCACUUCAUCGAAUGACACGGCUGCUGAUCGACCGUGGCUCUUCAUGAAGCGCUAUUAG